CGUUAUUUUGAACGUCAUUCCAUCAUCUACAGCUGAAGGGUUUCUUUGAUAUCAUCGGGUCAUCUGAGUCAUUCAAAUAGAUCCUCUAUAAUUCACAUUCCUCUCCUCACAAACCAUGGUCUUCAGCGGCAAGCCAUCUACAGCUUGCCACACCUGUCGCGAGAAGCGACGCAAGUGCGACCGCAUCCGGCCGGCCUGCACGCAAUGCUUCCGCCAGAAGAUCCCGUGUCCAGGGUACAGGGAUACUUCGGAGCUGCGCUUCAGGGACGAAACAGGCGUUGUCGCUCAUAAGGUGCAGAGGGCCAAGAAGAAGCGGCUUCCGACCCAAGACGCUUCUUGUUCAUCUACUUUAUUGGUAUCAAGCAGCGCAAUCGAGCUCCUCGAGGAGUUCAAGCUUAAUGAUGAUGUAGAAGAAAUUGUCCUGUCGCCUCUGGGUCACAAUCUGAGCAUCGAUGUGCUUGCCGAACCCACAGCGAUAACCUACUUCAUGACAUCAUUCAUUAUCGCCUCUCCAUUUCAAAACUAUCUCCCAGGUCUCUACCAGACCGAUCCACUCGCCAAGGACGCUGUCUCUUCAGCCAUCCGUGCCGCUUCAUUCGCCACCUUUGCGCUCCGAGUCAGAGAUGCCAGCUACAUGAAGACGGCUAGGUCCAGUUACGCCCUUGCCCUGGCUCAAACCAAUACUGCAUUAGCAUCUCCCAAAGAGGCAGCUCUCGAUCGAACCCUCGCUGCCGUCUUGCUGCUGGGCCUAUUCGAAGCCAUCAUCUUCGAAGGCAGGGAAUCACCAGAGAGCUGGACUGCACACACGCUUGGUGCUUUGGAACUACUUCGCCUAAGGGGCAAGCAACAGUUUCAGUCCCAGAUGGCGCAACACCUGUUCAUCCAAACUAUCACUAACAUUCGCACCAGUUGCGUGCAGAGAAUCGUCCCUGUCCCAACUGAGUGUCUCACACUACAUGAUGAAGCUAUUCAGUUUCUCAACGCCAAAGACCCAGCUCUCCGUCUUGGCCCCAUAAUAGACCGGGUUGCCAGUCUCAGAGCCCGAGCUACAGCGUCACCGGUUGCGGAACUACUUUACGAGGCCAGGGACCUCGACAACGACACGGUGGCUCUCAUGGACGGCCUAGAGGAUGAGAUGCGGUACACCAUGCGACCCAAAGAAGACACCCCUGCCUGGGCAUAUCUCGGCAUCGCUUUCCGAUAUCCCAACCAUAGAGUUGCGAAAUUCUGGAGUGCCAUUCGCAUGAUACGCAUGUUACUGAAUGAGCUCAUCUGGAGGGGAGUAUCACUCGGUUUAGAUGACCCGCAUCCCCAACUAUCGAGUAGCGGUGCUUCCUGUCACGACCCUCUCUGCAGUUGCGUAUACCUGAAAAACCUCAAGCAAAUGGCAGGCCGUAACAUGGCCGAGGUUGCGACAGGUGUGCUUGCGAGCGUCCCGGACUUUUUGGAACCUACCAGCAACCGAGGAAAGUUCUGUCCUUCUGCAAGAACAUUGAUCUGGCCGUUGAGCAUUCUCCUCACGUCUUCCGUUUAUUCAUCAUCCAUGAGGAAGUACGCCGUCGUUUUUCUGCACGAGUUGGGACGAGACCUCAAUCUCCCACAGGCAGUGGAUACAGCCAGGAUGCUUGGGGAGUCGGAAGUUGCAGAAGACUGGCUGCAUUUGUAUCAUCUUGCCUAAAUUUGGCUGAUUAGUCUUUGGCACACCAGGCAGCGAAAUAUUUAAGUCUCGUGAACAAUCUUUAUUGGUCGUUGAUUAUCGUCACUCUAAAUACAAAAGCUGUUUUGUAAUAAUGUUUAAUCGCGUUGUCUUGCUAUUUUUUUCAGGCGCUUCUUCAGUGGAAGGCAGUCUCUCAGUGCGCGACCAGUUGUGGUCCAGACUCAAACGCAACUGCCCGCUCGGAAAUGAUCAAAUAACAGACUGGUGAUCACACCGGAUUGGAUACACAUUGCAAUAUAGACG
Messenger RNA from Ilyonectria robusta, 1960 nucleotides. RefSeq lists its product as uncharacterized. Gene Ontology annotation, molecular function: DNA-binding transcription factor activity, RNA polymerase II-specific; zinc ion binding. Bases 116 to 1678 code for a protein of 520 amino acids. Gene Ontology annotation, biological process: regulation of DNA-templated transcription. Lineage: Eukaryota; Fungi; Ascomycota; Sordariomycetes; Hypocreales; Nectriaceae. The record is from RefSeq and is a predicted model, not a curated record. The transcript is spliced from 3 exons.